GUGCAAUCUGAGUGCAGCACUAGUUUGACCAAUAGAAAGCGCUAUCAUUCUAACACAUACUGUCAAACUCAGCUGUUUGUUUUUGCAAAAUAUUUUCACAAAUUUUCCCAAACAUUUUCUUAUAUUUAGCUUCUACUGUUCAAAGAAAAUUCCGCCAAAUGAAAGUCGAAAUUGAGGAUAUGGACGCGAGCAGUCUAUGCGAUUCAGUCUCAUCGUUAGUAGAAGGAUGCAGACUUCCAGUACAAAUGAAAGGAACCUCAGAUUGGCCUCUAGCAGAAAUUAUAAGUAUGAAAGACAUCGAGGGCACCAAAUGGUACUAUGUUCACUACGUAGACUUCAACAAAAGACUAGACGAAUGGAUAACCGAAGACUCUCUAGACACGCGCAAAGUACAUUUCCCACGCAAAGACUUGGGCCCCGGUACAGGGGUAACAACCCCCAAAAAAAUUCUCAUAGGCAGUGGAAUCGGUAGCGGACUGAACAGCAAUAUCAGCACCAGCGCGCAAACGUCGAGACCUUCGAGUCCUACUCUAAAUCCGGCCAGUGUCGAACUGCUAAACGGAAACGCUGUCCUGGCGGCGGCCCUACAAAAAAAAAUGAACAGGAAAAAAAAAGGACCUUCAUUGGAAAGUGAAGAUUCGCUGGAUUGUCCUAUGCAGCAAAAUCUACAGCCAACCCCACAACCUCCAGGGCCUAGACAAUCGGGCAGUAUGGUUUCGCAUCACGACGAUAUAGUGACCAGAAUGAAAAACGUCGAAAUGAUUGAAUUGGGGCCUCAUAGAAUGAAACCGUGGUAUUUCGCACCAUAUCCGCAAGAAAUGGUUAAUCUUCCAUGUAUAUAUAUUUGUGAAUUUUGUUUGAAAUAUAGAAAAAGUAGAAAAUGUUUGGAAAGGCAUGUUAUAAAAUGUAAUUUACGGCAUCCGCCUGGUAACGAAAUUUAUAGGAAAGAAACAAUAUCUUUUUUUGAAAUAGACGGUAGGAAAAAUAAGGUUUACGCUCAAAAUUUAUGUUUAUUAGCCAAAUUAUUCUUAGAUCAUAAAACUUUAUACUACGACACUGAUCCUUUUUUGUUUUAUAUUAUGACAGUGUUCGAUCAUAGAGGUUUUCACAUAGUCGGGUAUUUUUCAAAGGAAAAAGAAUCCACUGAAGAUUAUAACGUGGCUUGCAUAUUAACACUACCUCCAUACCAGCGAAAAGGUUAUGGAAAAUUACUUAUAGAAUUUAGUUAUGAAUUAUCCAAGUUUGAGGGCAAAACUGGUUCACCAGAAAAACCCUUAUCCGAUCUCGGUUUGUUAUCGUAUAGAAGCUAUUGGGCACAAACUAUACUAGAAAUUUUACUCUCGAUCAAACCUGUAGGGGAAAACGAAAAACCCCAAAUAACAAUAAACGAAAUUUGCGAAUUAACUAGCAUAAAAAAAGAGGACGUAAUAUCAACGCUGCAAAAUUUAAAUUUAAUUAAUUACUAUAAGGGCCAAUACAUAGUUACAUUAAGCAAAGAAAUAAUGCAGCAACACUAUAAAGCAAUGGAAACUAGGAAAAUACGAAUAGACUCAAAAGCUUUACAUUGGACACCUAAAGAUUGGGGUAAACGUGCCAAAUGGUAAUAUUUGGGGGGGAAGAGCUCUUAUUUUUUUUUGUAUAAAGACUGAAUUUUAGUAUUUUUUGUAGUUUACAUAAGGCAUAUGUAUAAUAAGGUUCAAAUAUAUUGCAGUGACUUGAUGUGAAUU
Ceutorhynchus assimilis (cabbage seed weevil) is the source of this 1727-nucleotide messenger RNA. The record is from the annotation of a GenBank genome assembly. Lineage: Eukaryota; Metazoa; Arthropoda; Insecta; Coleoptera; Curculionidae.